GGGACCAGCAGCUCGUUGUUCGGGCAGGAGCAGAGAUCAGGCCGGAGAAAGCGCUGCUCGGAUUCUGUCUGGAUGUGCACAGCCUCUGGAAUAACCGCGCGCUGGAGCAUCACCAGACCCCCGAGGAGGAGCCGCACUGCGCGCAUCUGAGGAGCACCGAGCCCGGGCGCGAGCAUGGCCGUGGAAGAGGAAGGACUGCGCGUGUUUCAGAGCGUUAAAAUCAAAAUAGGUGAGGCUAAAAACAUCCCUCCGUACCCCGGGCCAAACAAGAUGAGGGACUGUUACUGCACCGUCAACCUGGACCAGGAGGAAGUGUUCAGGACCAAGAUCGUGGAGAAGUCACUUUGUCCCUUUUAUGGAGAGGACUUUUACUGUGAGAUCCCGCGCAGCUUUAGACACCUCUCCUUCUACAUCUUCGACAGGGACGUCUUCAGGAGGGACUCCAGCAUCGGGAAAGUUGCAGUGAAGAAAGAGGAUCUGCAGAAGUACCACGGUAAAGACACCUGGUUCCCCCUGCAGCCGGUCAGCGCUGACUCUGAGGUUCAGGGUAAGGUGCACCUGGAGCUGCGCCUGAGUGAGGUCAUCACAGACAGUGGAGUCAUCAACCAUAAACUGGCCACACGAGUGCUCGAGUGCCAAGGUCUGCCCAUCGUCAACGGACAGUGUGACCCGUACGCCGCCGUGUCGCUGCUGGGGCCCUCCAGGUCUGAGGCCAAAAAGACUAAAGUGAAAAGAAAAAACAACAACCCACAGUUUGAAGAAGUUUUCUACUUUGAGGUGACGCGGCCGUUGAGUCACACAAAGAGGCAUUUUGAUGUAGAAGAAGAAGAUGUGGAUAAAUUAGCUUUAAGGGUGGAUUUGUGGAACGCCAGUAACCUCAAGUUUGGGGAUGAGUUUCUUGGAGGAGUCCGUGUUCCCCUCAGAGUCCUGGGACAAGCCGGAGUCCACGACGCCUGGUACUUCUUGCUGCCCAGGGAGAACGGUGGUAAGUCUGUGAAGGUGGAGGAGCUGGGAUCACUGCGUCUGAACAUCGUUUACACUGAAGACCACGUUUUUCCGUCGGAGCACUACACGCCGCUCCGAGACCUGCUGCUGCACUCCGCCAACGUGGAGCCCGUGUCGGCGUCCACGGCUCACGUCCUGGGGGAGGUUUGCCGAGAAAAACAAGAAGCCGCCAUCCCGUUGGUGCGUCUCUUCCUUCACUACGGCAAAAUCGUGCCUUUUAUCAGCGCCAUCGCCCACGCAGAAGUGAACAGGACACAGGAUCCUAACACAAUUUUCCGAGGAAAUUCACUGACGUCCAAGUGCAUCGACGAAACCAUGAAGCUCGCAGGAAUGCACUAUCUCCAAGUCACGCUCAAACCGAUCAUCGACGAGAUCUGUACGGACCAUAAAGCUUGUGAAAUUGACCCGGUCAAGCUGAAAGAAUCCGAGAAUUUGGACACCAACAGGGAAAACCUCCGUCAGUACGUGGACCGAAUCUUUAACGUCAUCACCACCUCGGGCGUCCGCUGUCCCACCGUCAUGUGCGACAUCUUCUUUUCUCUGAGGGAAUCGGCCGCCACGCGUUUUCAAGUCGACCAGGACGUCCGAUACACCGCCGUGAGCAGUUUUAUCUUCCUCCGUUUCUUUGCACCAGCCAUUCUCUCUCCAAACCUGUUCCAGCUGCGGCCGCAUCAUCCCGACCCUGCCACUUCCCGAACCCUCACUCUGAUCUCCAAAACCAUCCAGACCCUCGGAAGUCUCGCCAAAUCGAAAUCUGCCAAUUUCAAAGAGUCGUACAUGGCGGCGUUUUACGAUUACUUUAAUGAGCAGAAAUAUGCAGACGCCGUGAAAAACUUCUUAGAUCUUAUCUCGACGUCAGGAAAGUGGGACCAGAAGAGCAUUGAAACGCCCAUCAUGCUAAAAGAGGGGUUUAUGAUAAAACGAGCCCAGGGUAGAAAUCGUUUUGGUAUGAAGAACUUCAAGAAGAGAUGGUUUCGUCUCACAAACCACGAGUUCACCUACCACAAAACCAAAGGAGAGGGCGCCCUGUGCAGCAUUCCCAUAGAGAACAUCCUGGCAGUGGAGCGUCUGGAGGAGGAGUCUUUUAAAAUGAAAAAUAUGUUCCAGGUCAUCCAGCCAGAGAGGGCGCUGUACAUCCAGGCCAACAACUGUGUGGAGGCUCGAGACUGGAUUGAUAUUCUGACCAAAGUGAGCCAGUGUAACCGAAAACGCCUCAGCACCUACCACCCCUCGGCUUACCUCAACGGACACUGGCUCUGCUGCAAACUGUCGGCUGACACGGCCCCGGGAUGCACGCCCUGCACCGGAGGGCUUCCUGCAAACAUACAGCUGGACGUUGAUGGAGAUCGAGAAACUGAGAGGAUCUACUCCCUGUUCAGCACGUACAUGAACAAACUGGUCAAUAUGCAAGAGGCGUGCGGCAGUAAGUCCGUGUACGACGGCCCUGAGCAGGAGGAAUACUCGAGCUUUGUCAUCGACGAUCCUCAGGAAACAUAUAAAACUCUGAAGCUGAUCGUUUCGGCCGUGCAGACGCUGGAGCAGCAGCACACCAAGUACAAACGAGACAAGUUCAAGAAGACCAAGAUCGGCAGUCAGGAGCAUCCGAUCGGAGACAAGAGUUUCCAGUGCUACAUCCGACAGCAGUCUGAGAGCUCCACCUACUCCAUCUAAACCAGCAGCGCGUCCUGUGACCUCUGGCUCCGCCUCUGUCUCACCUGACGCCUGUUUGACGACGUGUGAGCGGACUGGACAGGAGGAGCCGUGUGUGAGGUCCUUUUGUGCGCUUUAAACGAAGGUGCGGCGCGUCGAUGUCGUGAUAAACUUGGAUUUCAACAGAGCGAUGAAGAACCGAUGUGGAAAUCCAGAUGAAGUUUAAACGUCCAAACAAAUUCACUGGACACGUUUGACAGUGAUGCACUUUAACUGUCCCCAGAUCCCUGGACGAACAAGCAGAACUUUGAGCUGAUUUUUGUUGUAAUUUCAUUCGUUGUGCUUCAGACAGACCAAAUUUAAGAAAGAUGGACUGUAUUUUUCCAUUUUUGGGAGGUGUUGUGCCCAUAUAUUUUUCUUGUUUUUGUUCGUAACCUCCUCAGGAAGGCUGUGAGGGUCGAGGGCACAUGAAGGGACCAGCCACAGCCCAAAGCAUUUCACACUCUCCACGUUUGUUGUUUUUGUGCUUAAACAUGUUGUAGCUCCACAUUUCAAAGCCUCAUUACUGUCCCUUUGUAUCUGGUACAGUGGGUAAAGUGAUGCUUUUAAAUAUAUAUUUUUAACGCCACAAAUCAGCGAAUGCUUUUAUUGUUUAUCUGCAGUUUUGCCAAAUCACAUCCAGUUCAAAAUACAGUUAAAAGUUCAGUUUUAUCAGGUCAGUGCAGGUUAAGACGCAUCGUGGACCAGAAACAUGUCAUUUUUUUAACCUCUGGGCAAACGGACAAAGAUAAAAAUGAUAUUAUAAUGUACUUAAAGUCAAAACAACGUGUAACUUCUAUUUAUUUUUAAAAAUGUGUCUCUGGAUUUGCAGAGAAUUGAGUUUUUAGAUUGUGUCAUUUGGCAGGUUUUACGCUGGAUGCUCUUCCCUGAAUCUCUUAAACUUUAAUGCCGCUCUUUAAUAUUUAAAGUUAGUAAUCGUACACAUUUUAAAGUCGGCCGAUAUCCAAUGAAAGCGUCACUGAUGUGGUCUUGAAGUCUUAUAUAAUGUUGUGUGACUGAUGUGUUGUUGUGUUUUUGCCCUGUCAGCUGCCGCACAAUCCCCCAUUUUAUCCUUAUUUUAACACAGAAAAGCUCCGUGUUGAACCGGUCAAACCCCGACUUCAUCAUUAAGGUACAUAUAUCUAUGAUUAGUUUGUUGCGUUGAUCUGUGUGUGGUGUGAUGCACAUUUUGUACGUUCACUCUCUCGACCUGUGCGUGUAAAAGUCUCGUCCGUUCGUCUCUUUUAUUCAACAUGUUCCAGUUGUUUUUACUGCAAACCGUCGUGCACAUUUGAACAUUUUUCCCGAUGCAAAUCACGUCCUGAACAGUGCCAGACAUCACGUCACUUUUAUAAGAAAUCCUCUUUUAUGGACAGUAAUGGUUUAGAUAUGUUUUUAUAUCACAAAUCCCGUACUGUUUUCCAGUCGCAUUUUCUCUAUAUAUUGUCGUCAUGAUGUUUUUGUCAUACAGAUGUUGCCACGUGACUGAACGAGUGAAGUGUGUGUGCAGUGUGUGUGUGUGUAAUCGUGUAUUUGAGUGUGUGUGUGUGUGUGUGUGAUCAUGUAUUUGACACGUUGAGUUUCUUUGCCAAUUGAUCAGACACAGUGUUACAGGCAGAACCACUUAAACUGUACAAACAUCCACCGCCUGUUAAAGUUGUGGCCAGUUUUUCUCUUUAUAAAACACAUUUCUCUUUCCGUUUCAGUUCUUUUAGUUUCGGUUUGUCCACGACGCUCACUCUACUCAAGCCUUUGUAACUUAACAUUAAACUUUUUUCCAUUUGCUGAGCUUUAAAACACACAAUAAUUAAAAAUAAGCCCGAAAUGAUUCAUACUCCUGCUGAAAGCUCUGUUACAAAAUAAUGUAAAAACACCCAAAUAUGAAACUAAUUUAUGCAAUUUAAGACAUGAUUUACCAAAAAAAAACAUGUCUGAAUGUUUUAAACUAAGAUUUGAAUCAUAAGAUGGAUAAGGAUGAGCACUAGAGCGAGAAGGGAGUGAAAAAUUAUAAAAACGUCUUAAAAGUACCACACGUAUCUGCAGCUGGAGACUUUAUGGUAAAUGUGUUUUUAUUAUUCAUGAGGCAGAUUUAUGCUGAUUUUGUUGUUUUCACUUUCUCUUUGUGACAAAAACUGGAACUAAAGACGGACUCACUAAACCAGGACUAAACCAGGACUAAACCAGGACAAAACCAGGACAAAACCAGGACUAAACCAGGACUAAACCAGGACAAAACCAGGACAAAACCAGGACUAAAGCAGGACUAAAGCAGGACUAAAGCAGGACUAAACCAGGACUAAACCAGGACUAAACCAGGACUAAACCAGGACAAAACCAGGACUAAACCAGGACUAAACCAGGACUAAACCAGGACUAAACCAGGACUAAACCAGGACUAAAUCAGGACAAAACCAGGACUAAACCAGGACUAAACCAGGACUAAACCAGGUCUAACAGUUGAAAUAUUCCUCUCCGUUGUUGCAUACAUUUGGGCUCCUCGUCUGUUUUUAAUCUUUUGCCACAUAUUUCACAUAAUUUAAGAUAAUCCUUCCCAGCACAUCAGUUCGUUGGUUUAACCGAAAGUUACAGUAAUAAACUCCUCCUCUCGACCCGACGCCAGCAGAGACACGACUUAUGCAAUAACUGUUUUUACGCAUGCAAUAAUAGAAUAAACUCUAUGUCCAUUCACUUUUACAAAAAACGCUCACGUCUGUGGACUGAUAAUGUGCAGAACAUGUUAUAAAGGGAGAACAGUGUAUUUUGUACAAAUAUUUUAAAAGUAUUAAAAUAAUCCUCUUAAAUGUACAGAAAAUGUCGGAUGAAAGAUGAAAAUGUGACGUGUUUUUCCUGAAUAUCUAAAAGAGACAAAUAUUAAUGU
Periophthalmus magnuspinnatus is the source of this 5572-nucleotide messenger RNA. It is a transcript of the gene rasa3, whose product is annotated as RAS p21 protein activator 3. The coding region runs from base 175 to 2676 and encodes 833 amino acids. NCBI's taxonomy places the organism in Eukaryota, Metazoa, Chordata, Actinopteri, Gobiiformes, Gobiidae. Gene Ontology annotation, biological process: negative regulation of Ras protein signal transduction; regulation of GTPase activity; intracellular signal transduction. The record is from RefSeq and is a predicted model, not a curated record. Gene Ontology annotation, molecular function: GTPase activator activity. The transcript is spliced from 24 exons.